UAAUGUCAACCAAGAGACAAAACUAAAAAGAGAAGUUAAAGAUUAUGCCAACAAUUUAAGAGCAUAAUGAUCGUACAAAUAUUUAAAUUGAUAGUGGUAGCUGAAAUUCCUAAAAUGUUUACUAAUGAAGGUACUUUACAAAGUCAUUUUAGUUGGAGAGAAUCAGAAAUACUAUCAAAAUGAUUACUAGAGGGAUACAAAUGAGUAUUAAAAUUAAGAAGUAAAUUUAAAUCAUUAUUGGAAGAAAGAAAUCAACUUAGAUUAAUUUGAACAACAUUAUGCAUAAAUUUCAAAUAACAAUAUUAUCGAUAACAAUAAUCCACAAAAAUUGAUAGAUUUUAAUCAUUAAUAAGAUUGUAAAAAGAUGUAAAAGUAGAAUGUUUAAAUUAAACAAACAAAUGAUAUUCAAUAAUUACAAGAGAUCCCAAAUCCAAACUAAUUAGAUAGAAAAAAUUAAUAAAAGUAAUCUAAAGAGAUUAAACCAUAAAGUACAUUAAAUGAAGAAAUCAAAAUAUUUGAAGAAAGAAUAGUGAAAUAUACAUCUGAAGUUAAUCAAGAAAUAAAAUUGAGUCCUAAACUUUCAGAAGAAUGGAAAAAGAAGUUUACAUUCAUCAAAAAAAAGAAAUGAA
This is a messenger RNA of Paramecium pentaurelia, 629 nucleotides long. The record is from the annotation of a GenBank genome assembly. NCBI's taxonomy places the organism in Eukaryota, Ciliophora, Oligohymenophorea, Peniculida, Parameciidae.